CUCGGAGGACCCCAGCGACGGAGGCAGCGCAGGGCCCGGGGACAAGGUGCAGCGGUGGCUGUGGCCCUGGCGACAGACGGCGCGCGGGUUGCCUGUGGAGCUCCCUUAGCCGGCAGCCCUCGUCCUCGCCGCUGGCUGAUCGCGGUGCCCCCGGCGCCAUGUCUGUGAGCGAGAUCUUCGUGGAGCUGCAGGGCUUUUUGGCCGCGGAGCAGGACAUCCGGGAGGAAAUCCGAAAAGUAGUGCAGAGUUUAGAACAAACAGCUCGGGAGAUUUUAACUCUACUACAAGGGGUCCAUCAGGGUGCUGGGUUUCAGGACAUUCCAAAGAGGUGUUUGAAAGCUCGAGAACAUUUUGGUACCGUAAAAACACAUCUAAUGUCUUUGAAGACCAAGUUCCCUGCUGAACAGUAUUACAGAUUUCACGAGCACUGGAGGUUUGUGUUGCAGCGGUUGGUCUUCUUGGCAGCAUUUGUUGUGUACUUGGAAUCAGAAACACUAGUGACUCGAGAAGCAGUCACAGAAAUUCUUGGCAUUGAGCCAGAUCGGGAGAAAGGAUUUCAUCUGGAUGUAGAAGAUUAUCUCUCAGGAGUUCUCAUUCUUGCUAGUGAACUGUCAAGGCUGUCUGUCAACAGCGUGACUGCUGGAGACUACUCCCGGCCCCUUCACAUCUCCACCUUCAUCAAUGAGCUGGAUUCCGGUUUCCGCCUUCUCAACCUGAAAAACGACUCCCUGAGGAAGCGCUACGAUGGCUUGAAGUACGACGUGAAGAAAGUAGAGGAGGUGGUCUAUGACCUCUCCAUCCGGGGCUUUAAUAAGGAGACAGCAGCAACUUGUGUAGAGAAAUAGGGACUCUGCCCAGGCCUGGCCCUGCUGACCUCAGUGGUUGCCAGUGAGGGUGAGCACAGUGUUGCUCACCGUAGUUACGAUGUCCUGUUGCUAAGCACCGCGCUUUAUUUUCUUAGCCAGUUGUGUGGUGUAUGUAUCAUAAUUGAAACACUUCUUUGGGGGUAAAAGAAUAGCUUUUACAAGGACAGGUUUUUCUCUGUUGUUUCAGUGAAUUUGCUUUGUAAUUCAGUUUUGUCAAAAGUGCAAAUGUCAGUUCCUUGGUAAAGUUCAUUUCCUGCUUUCCCUGAUGCUGUUGAUGUACUUGAUGGGGGAGUUUUAUUGUCUUGUGAGUCUUCAGAAGUGAUCCUCGGUAUUUUCUAUAUUCAGAUUAACCAUCUAUACACAAGUGUGAAGACAGAUAAUUAAAGAGGAUGGUUGCCAAGCAAAGGACACUUAUUUUAUAUUUUCCUCUCUUAUUUUAAGCCAGGUGAGUAAAUCAGGUGUUGAAAUUUUUUGCAAGGGAGUUAUAGCUUCAGGGUUCUCUCACUGCCAUCAAAAUAUAGAAUUAAACUGAAAAGUCAAGUUCAACAGAUAAUUUUGGGAAGUUUUUGUAUUAAAGGAUUGAGUAACAUCGUAUCAUUUGGCUCUGUUUACCAGGUGUGUUUGGAGGUAGCGCUUAGUGUUUUAAACACCUUGGUUUCCUGAUGUUGCCUUAACGUUUUGCUGUUGCAAGCAAUUAAAAAUUGUUUUCACACACAUCUUUUAAGACUUCACAUGAUACAUUUCUAAGAUAGGAAACCUUUCCCCUAGCAGCCAGCUAGACUGUUUGGUGUAGGAGUAUAAAGCCACCCAGUCAAGUUAACUAGUGAUACCGUGACUGGUGUGGUCUGAGAGAAAAAAGCUAUGUUUUGUCUAGAAGAAAGAAAAGCUUGGAUAAAUAAAUCAGCUGAUUUGGCACUGUUUUUUAGAGUAAGCAGUUUCAGGUUGUUGAUAACACUCCCAACAGUCAGGUUUUAGAUCCACUGUUUGGAGCAAGCCACGUAAAUCUUGUCGGCGCCCUCCCCUCUGAAUUUCAGGCAGUACUAAGAAUACCUGCCAUGUCAUUUUUACUACUGAAUUGAAGUUACUAAAAUGGUGACAAUCCACAGUUUUUUGGAGGUCACUGAAAGGAAGUUGCCAGUGUUUCUGAAACAACCUGAAGAUUUUAGGUGUAUCACCCUUCCAUGCCUGAUUCCAUCGUGGGCUUUCUGCUUGUACAGUGGGAUAUUUGGCAUAGAAAUCAGAGCUUCUAUCAUGUUGAGUUAAGGACUCACCAAAUUUUCCAUCAUGAGGAAAGAAGUAGAAAUGAGGCAUAAAUUGCUCUGCAUUGUUGGGUUUUAGAGUUUCUCUUGAUAGCACUUUCUGCAGAAGAGUUUGUAGAAAAAAAGAAAAAUAUUAGGAUCCCUGAAGUGCUUGGGAUGGUCAUCUCCAUUGUGCGAUACAAACACUGUCUGGAUUGAGUAUAAUAUGCAUUUAAUUACAUGAUCACACAUAGCAGUACUUUUGACGGUUUUCUUUGCCCCUUCAAGUAAAUUGAUUCUGCUUGAGAACAUUCAAGUUCUUGGCAGAAGUGGAUUUCAGUUUUAAAAGCAUUUUAAGUGUGGGAGCACAUUCUGGUCUUGUAAAUCCAUUUGAGAAUUUAGAAGUGUCCUGUCUAUAAUUAUUCAUUUGUGUUUGUUGCUGGCUUAUUGUAAAGCAAUAAAAACUGGGUAUUAUUUUUUCCCCCGGUCUUUUGUAAAUUAGUGUUCUGCCGUGAGAACUCUGCUCUAUGGAGAAUACAUUCUGACUUGUUUGAGGCUGAGGAAGACCAGGGGUGAUAGAGCACAUGCUGCUGUGCAGUCGUUAAAAUAAGAGAUAGCAGGCACAUUGCUGCACCAUAACGUGCAGGUAUCGUUUGUGAUCCACCAUGAUUGGGAAUUACAAGUAUUUUAACUGAAGUUGUGGGGAAGCAUUGGCUCUGGCUUUACUAAACCAGAAUUGCUUUAUUCAGUUUUAGAAAAUCAAGCAGGUUAGAGAAAGUAGAGAUGAAUUAGUGGGUGCUUUCUUCAUAGACAUAAGGAGAAAAGAACUCCAUAAAAACAUCGUAAGAUUUGCUGUCUUGAACGAUAUGAGUAAUGUGUAAGAGACUUUAAUAAAGAGUGAAAGCUUUGGUAG
Messenger RNA from Miniopterus natalensis, 3017 nucleotides. It is a transcript of the gene TSN, whose product is annotated as translin. Gene Ontology annotation, biological process: RNA metabolic process. The record is from RefSeq and is a predicted model, not a curated record. Gene Ontology annotation, molecular function: RNA binding; single-stranded DNA binding; sequence-specific DNA binding. Lineage: Eukaryota; Metazoa; Chordata; Mammalia; Chiroptera; Miniopteridae.